GAGGGGUAUAGUAAGCAGAAGAGGACGUAGAACGAGCUAUUAUUCCGCAGUGCAAACGGUAUAUAGAGAGCAGCAACAGCUUAACAAGUUCUAAUGCUAUUGCAGACCAAUGUUCGAAAAGAGUCUGUUUCUUUCCCCGUCCUGGACGGAGAUGUGGAUUCCCGAUCGGAGGCAGAGUCAGACGCUGAGCAACAGGAUGUCGUGGCCAUUUCCUUUCGGCCUGGGAAAGGAGAAGAGGGCUAUGACUAUGAUUCUGAAGAAGCAGGAGGAGGAGUAGAAGAAGAAGAAGAGGGAGGCGACGAUGGCACCGUUGAUGGGGCCAAUUCCAGAGCAGCAGACAUGGAAAGCAUUUUGACCAAGCUGUUCGAUAAAGACCACACGAAUUUGAGCCUUAUAUUGGACAAGGCCGAUUGCUUUGAAGACAAAGAAACCAACAAAAGAGUUAUGGAGCAUUUGCAGAGGUUGAAAAACUUGAGUAACGAGUUAUAUCAGAAAACAUACGACGUCGACCAGCGCACAUACUUGUGUUACAUGACCACAACUACCAAGGAUUUAAGCGAAAUUGACGGAGUGAUUCUCCGUCAUUAUUACUUGGAGAAAUUUGUCUGGAAGUCAGACCUUUUGUCGUCACUUAGGAUCCUAUGCUCGAGGCUCUUUUUCAAGGGCGAGUCCCAAAAUAUUGACAUUAUGAUACAUUCGUUUGCCAACAAUUGGUUCAGCAGAUUCAACCAACCCUCUUUUAUUUAUGGAAAUAUCAUUGGCGUGUAUUUGGUCACUUACGCUCUAAUCUUGCUCAACACCGAUCUGCACAACGAUCAGAUUAUUGCCAGCUUGAGAAGUAGCUCCCAACAGUCGCUGGCUGUAUCAGGUAUGAAGAUCACCCGCAAGAAAUCAGGGUCUCUUUUUGAUAUUUUCAGUCAUGACACUUCAUCCAGCAUUGCUGAAAACGAAUCUGAGGGAAGCAAAUGCGUGAUCACCUGCAUAACAAAGAACCAGUUUGUCAUGAACACCAUAGCUGCCUUGAAUGAUAAUUUUGUUGUCGUCAACCCGUUAAUCAUGAGAAAGCAAUUGCGGUUGUAUUAUUCUAAUGUGAAAUCUCAUGAAAUACUCCUUCCUAAAUUUGAUGUUGAUACUGAGCUUGGACAGACAAGCACAACUGUAAAUGGGAAGAGGAUGGAACCAGGAGCUGGAGCGGACACCCACAGAUUGAACCCCGAAGACUCGACAGCAAAUGAUGUCUUGAUUGUAGGCGAAGACCCAAACGACGAGGUUACCGAACUGAGAACCUUGCCAUCAUUGAAGCCUGCUAGCUCAUUACCUUCUGUUGCAUCAACGAGGACAAGUUUCGAAGUUGUCUCAGGUACAAUCAAAGAGACAGCAGGUUCUUUUGGGUUUUUGAAAGAAACCGAGAAGCACGAGACGUCUGCGGGGCUCGACACUACUAAUAUCACAGAUUCCCCCAUUGUGAAAGAAGGUCUUCAGAAGGUACUAGUGAACGACCUAUACCUUGUAGCGGACCGGAAUUACGAAAGAUACAACAGUAGCGCAUUGUUGUUCAAAGAUGUUCCUGAAGUUCACUCGACACCUGCUCCACCGGCUCCACAGACCCUCAGAAGGAAGAAGUCGCUGAUUGAUCGCAUAAUGAAAUCUCGGAGAAAUAAUAGAAAGGAGAAGGAUUUGACGACGACGACGAUCAUGACAAGAAAGCCGACGAAUUCCAUGACGACGCCGAAAAGAUCUGAAUUCAAAUUUGCCGAAUGUUUUGUUGCAAUCUGUGACGGGGAGUUGCGGAUUUUCGAGUUUGACAAAAACCCAGAUAAGGUGAACAGUUACAGUGGACAUGGAAGGGGAGAGUGGACCGAUUGGGCGCAAUGCUUAGCGAGCGUCUCGUUGGCAGGCUGCUAUGCAGAAGUGAUUGGGAAAAGCAGGCGUAGGUCUAGCCGGGAGGAGAAGGAGAAGCUGACCGAGAGGUUUGGCGACCGGGUGUACUGGAAACUCGAGUUGCCGUACUCUAUGAUGGAGCUGGUGAACGACCAGUUGCGAGAAAGCGAGCUUCCCGUAGUGGGCCCCGGCCAGAAGGUAGGCAUGAGGAGGAACAGCAGCAGGAGAGAACGGGAGCAGCGCAGUGAGCGGCGGGAGAAGUUCGAGAAGAUGAUCUUCAGUGCCUACAGCGAGGAGACGGCGACGGAGUUUGUCAAAACGUGCAACUACUGGGCCGGAAUGCAGAGCAGGGUGCCAAGUGUGAAGACGCAGUUUUUCGACGAGAUGAAGCUGACGUCGUUCGAAUAUGGGUUCUCCGAGGAAAUCGUGGCGAUCAUCACCCGCCUAGCCGGUACCGUUCCGCCCGACGGUACUCCUGCAACUUCUCCUACUAUUUCUGCUGCUGAACGCAAAGAGCUUGUCAACAGGCUGCGGCCGUUGCUGCUCUCCGAGAAGGGCAUCGCAGAUUGGCGGCCGAUCGUGCGCUCGUGUGUGGCCGUGGCCGAGCCCGUCUCUGCCGAAUCCCAGGCCCAGGGGAUCGCCUGCUACAUGGACGAGUUAAGCAGUGCCUUCUGCCACGAACGCCGGUUGCUGCAGCUUGUCCGGACCGUGUACAACAAGGUUCUCCUCCACCACGAGAGCCGGCCGCUGCUCGAGGCCGUCUUGACCGUGUACGAGAACCACAGGACGGCGUGUCUUGCGCUGCUGCGCGAGCGGAGACGGUGGCGGGUGCAGCGGUGUGUGCUUCUGGAGACGGCGGCGGGUGGCAAAGAGCAGGUGUAGGGCACGAUAUAGCUAGCUAUGUAGAGGGGUCUAGCCCACUAAUAGAGAUACAGACGACUCCAAACCAUAGCGAUUGGCAGGAUAGAUUUGACAGAAGCAACGGC
Pichia membranifaciens NRRL Y-2026 is the source of this 2867-nucleotide messenger RNA. RefSeq lists its product as hypothetical. The transcript has a single exon. Gene Ontology annotation, biological process: regulation of ARF protein signal transduction. Gene Ontology annotation, molecular function: guanyl-nucleotide exchange factor activity. The coding region runs from base 94 to 2763 and encodes 889 amino acids. The record is from RefSeq and is a predicted model, not a curated record. Lineage: Eukaryota; Fungi; Ascomycota; Pichiomycetes; Pichiales; Pichiaceae.